AUGGAAAGUGUCAAUCAGACCCUGCAGGUGACCGAGUUCUUGUUUCUGGGUUUCUCUGGCAUGCCCAGAGGACGCCCCUUCCUCUUUCUGCUGUUCCUGGCCAUCUACCUCAUCACCUUGUUGGCCAACUCAAUGAUAUUCGUCUUGAUCCAGGUGGAUUCACGACUCCACAGUCCCAUGUACUAUUUCCUCAGCCAUCUGUCCUGCUUAGACAUUUGCUAUUCCUCGGUCACCCUCCCCACCAUCCUGGUGAACCUCCUGCGCCAGCAGCCCACCAUCUCCUACAAUGACUGCAUGGCCCAGAUGUUCUACCUCAUGAGCUUUGCGGGAACUGAAUCUGCAUUGCUGGCCGUGAUGGCUUAUGACCGCUAUGCGGCCAUCUGUGAACCUUUGCGCUAUACAGAACUCAUGAGUACUAGGGUGCGAGUCCCUCUGGCUACAGCUUCAUGGAUCUGGGGCAUGGUUGACUCUGCCAUUCACACUGCGCUGGCCACCGAUUUGGCCUUCUGUGGAAACAACCAGAUCCAUCACAUCUUCUGCGAUGUCCCCCCUCUCUUGAAAAUUGCCUGCAGCGACACUUAUGUCAAUGAGAUGACUCUUCACAUAGCAAGCGCCUUUGUGGGUCUGAGCCCUUUCCUCCUCGUCAUCAUUUCAUACGUCUACAUCUUAUCUACAAUUCUGAGGAUCCGUUCCAGCACUGGAAGGCGAAAGACCUUCUCCACCUGUGCUGCCCACUUGACUACGGUCAUCGUCUACUUUGGGAUGAUCAACUUGAAUUACAACCGUCCCAGUGCGGGCUACUCCUUAGAGGUGGACACCUUGAUCUCCAUCUUAUAUUGUAUUGUCCCCCCCAUGCUGAACCCCCUAAUCUACAGCUUUCGAAACAAGGAGGUCAAAGGGGCCCUACAAAAGCUUCUGCAAAUUCAGGAGAAAGAUGAUCUACCUUUGAGGGACAUCAUGGAAGGUGGCAACCAGACCCUGCAGGUGACCGAGUUCUUGUUCCUGGGGUUCUCCGGCAUGCCCAGAGGUCAACCUUUCUUCUUUCUGCUGUUCCUGGCCAUCUACCUCAUCACCUUGGUGGCCAACUCGGUCAUACUCCUUUUGAUCCAGGUGGAUUCACGCCUCCACAGUCCCAUGUACUAUUUCCUCAGCCAUCUGUCCUGCUUGGACAUUUGUUAUUCCUCAGUCACCCUCCCCACCAUCCUGGUGAACCUCCUGCGCCAGCAGCCCACCAUCUCCUACAACGAGUGCAUGGCCCAGAUGUUCUUCCUCAUGACCUUUGCGGGAACUGAAUGCGCACUGCUGGCCGUGAUGGCCUAUGACCGCUAUGCGGCCAUCUGUGAACCUUUGCGCUAUACUCAACUCAUGGGUAAGUGGGUGCGAGUCCCUCUGGCUAUAGCUUCAUGGAUCUGGGGCAUGGUUGACUCUGCCAUUCACACUGCACUGGCCACCGAUGUGGCCUUCUGUGGAAACAACCAAAUCCAUCACAUCUUCUGCGAUGUUCCCCCACUCUUGAAAAUUGCUUGCAGUGACACUUAUGUCAAUGAGGUGGCUCUUCACACAGCAAGCGCCAUUGCGGGGCUGUGUCCUUUUGUCAUUGUCAGCAUUUCCUACAUCUACAUCCUAUCAACAAUUUUGAAGAUCCGUUCUAACACUGGAAGGAGAAAGACUUUCUCCACCUGUGCUGCCCACUUGAUUACGGUCAUCCUGUACUUUGGCAUGAUCAACUUGAAUUACAACCGUCCCAGGGCGGGCUACUCCUUGGAGGUGGACACCUUGGUCUCCACACUGUAUUGUAUCGUCUCCCCCAUGCUGAACCCCCUAAUCUACAGCCUCCGAAACAAGGAGGUCAAAGGGGCCCUACAAAAACUUCUGAGUGGUUAG
Molecule: messenger RNA, 1884 nt
Organism: Thamnophis elegans (Western terrestrial garter snake)
Lineage: Eukaryota; Metazoa; Chordata; Lepidosauria; Squamata; Natricidae
Exons: 2
Coding region: 1-1884 (627 amino acids)
Biological process (GO): G protein-coupled receptor signaling pathway
Cellular component (GO): membrane
Molecular function (GO): G protein-coupled receptor activity; olfactory receptor activity
Source: RefSeq, a predicted model, not a curated record